This is a messenger RNA of Morchella importuna, 465 nucleotides long. RefSeq lists its product as uncharacterized. The transcript has 2 exons. The coding region runs from base 1 to 465 and encodes 154 amino acids. The record is from RefSeq and is a predicted model, not a curated record. Lineage: Eukaryota; Fungi; Ascomycota; Pezizomycetes; Pezizales; Morchellaceae.
AUGAAGUUCUCCACGAGUAUAAAACACACAAACCCCGUCGUUCUCACCACCACGCACACGCCAACCCCUCCCUCCUCAUCCCCUCACCCCCACCUCCCUUUCCUCAUCCACCCCAUCCACUCCAUCCGCCUCUCCCCCUCCACCCACCCCACCGCUCUCAUCCUCCCCACCCGCGCCCCCAAAUCCCUCCGCAAGGUGCAAGCCCUGCGCACCACCGCCCGCGGCAUCGCAGCCCGCCUCAACGCAUUCGAGCAAGACCUGCUAGCCGCAGAAAAGGGCGCAAAGGAGCUCAAGGAGAAGUAUUACCGCGCUGAUGAGAGUGACGGGGCGAUGGUGCGGAUGUUCAGGCAGGUGUUUGAGGGUUUGGAGCUCUGUAGUAGGGGCUUUGCCGAACUGAAGGGGUGGUGGGUGGGUGUUGUGAGGGAGGGGAGUGGGGCGGGGGUUUGGGCUGGUGCGCCGUUUUAG